CUCCCCUGGCCUGCCGCAGCGCGCCGCAGUCCGGCCUCCCCGCCCCGCGCCGGGAAGGCUGCCUGGCGGCCUCGCCACGUGUCCUCGGCGAUCGCCAAACAGUUCCGGUGGUGAGUCGUCCUUUCCAAAUAUAAGAGGAAUAAAGAAGUCACUUCCCCAGCUGUCAUCAUCUGCCAACACAUUGAGCAAGAAUAUUUCAAGCACUACAGAAAAGGUGAUACAGUCCAUCAAACCCUAGAAGAUGAUCAGCCAUCUGAUUUUUUCAAGAAAGGGAAUAGGGUGACGAAGUCUCACCAGAAAAGCAGCAAUAUGAAUGCUGGCCCGUCUUGGAAUAAAGUACAACGUUCAAAAAACCCUUCAGGAAAGAGGCAGAGUCAAUCCCAAGUGUCCCUCGGGUCCUCCCAGCCUCCCGCGGACGGACUCCAGGAUAGCAGGUCCGCAGAAGGAAAACCCAAAAGGAGCCCACCGGACCCCCAGGGGCGGGGCGCCUCGAGGAAGGAGCUAUUUCUGGACCUGCAGUGCGUGAAAAUCCUGAAGGAGGGUGUGGGCGAGGAUGAGGACAGCGCCAGCGACCUAUCCGACUCCGAGCGGGUGCCCCUGCUGCCGUCGGUGCGCGCUCCCCCGGAGCUGCACCUGCGCGCGGAGGAGAUCCACGCUGCGGACCCGGGCCUGGAGCCAGACGCCGAAGCUGAAGCCCGGGGCGGCGUGCAACCCACCUACCAGUAUGCAGACUUCCUGCCUGCCCCGUUCAGCUCCUGGGACCUCCGCGACCUGGCCGUGCCACCCGGCACCGAGCCCAGGCCCGCAGCUCGCUGCGGCGCUGUAGGGCCACUCGCCAGGUACAUCGACAGGCUGGUCCAGCUCGAGUGGCUGCAGAUGCAGACCGUCCAAGGUGAGAAGGGGAAGGGCGCCAAAGCCAAGCCUCCCACCGUCCCCGCCAUGUCCACGGGGGCUCUGAAAAGCCCCGGCAGAAGCAAGCUGGUGGCCAGUGCUGCGGCCAGGCCUCCCCAGGAGGGGGCUUGCAAGCCGGGCGCUCCGGGCGCUUCCCGGAGGAAGGACCUGCACCCAGAAGAAGCCCGACCGUCCUAUUACGCGUUUGACACAGCCAAAGGCCUCCGUGCGCCUCGGGCCCACAGGCCGAGUUCUCAGAAGCCAGCCCUUGACGUGAGGACGGAGGAGCAGAGAAAGAAAGUGAGUAAGAGCCCCAGACUCCAGCGCUGGGACCCGCCCUGCAGUGAAGGUGGCGUCCCCAGGGCUCCCGCACAGGGGGCGACCCCCCGCGACUCCGCGGCCCCCGGCGGGGCGGCCAGAACACAGGCACAUGCGGGCCUGAAGAAGAAGGGCGGAGCAAGCAGCUGUGUCCCCGCCGCCAUAGCCAGCGAGAAGAAACCCAAAACCAAUGGAGUAAAGCCAAGCACGUACAAAUUCAAGUAAGAACCGAAAUGAUGCGUUGCAAAGUCCCGCGGAGCGCUAAACGUCAGAGCUCGUCCGAAGGUUGGCACACUGAGUCCGAGGACGCGUUCUGGCGACCCACAGGCGAGUCCUCGGGUGGCCCCGGGGCACAGCCGGCUGGGGCUUAUAUGCAAGGAAAGGUGGCCUUCAACGAGCCUUUCUUCGUGCCGGCAGUCUUAAGCACAUGAGAGCCCUUUAGCUACAUGAACCCAGGUCUGCGCCAUAUAACGACAUACAAUGACUGGGAAAGACCGGUCCAAACUGGACGCCGCCGCCAGCUGCCAGCCGCACACCCCAGCGGCGGCACCGUCCAGCUCCCCCAGCUCCCCCCGCUCCCCCCACAGCUGCACCCCGCUCAGCUCCCCUCCAGCUCCCCCAGCCCGCGCACCUGCAGGUAGAAGGUCGUGCGUACUGUGUUCAACUGUGCAGAGUCUGAGACGUUUGAAAGAGGGUUUUCGGUGCCCUUCUCCUAAACCGUCCAGACAGAAAUCCUGUCUACUUCGGGCCCAGGAGGGGCCACAGCUCUUCCUCGCGUUGGGGAUCCUCUUCUGGAGCAAAGUCAUGGAACACCGAGCCGCUUGUUCUCUCCAGACACUGGAACCUAAUAUUCUUACAGUUUUUUGUUUUGUUUUUUAAGGCAUUUGAAACUCAGAGGUGGUGGUGAAAUCCACCUCUGUGUUCUCUACCCAGAGGUGGAAGCAGUGCCCAGUGGGUCUCAGCAGAACCCUUCCUGCCUGGUGGGAGCCCAGAGCCGAGCACUUGGCACCCAAGCGACUCUGGCAUAUGUGUGGCUUCUGGAAAAGGUACGCAGUAAAGCCACGGUUUGUGGAGUCUGCAUGGAAGGCCUGCCACGAACCGUAGAUACACAUGAGAGCACCGUGACUGUCACGGGCAUCACGUUACUGAUUCCGGACCUAGGUCCUGCUGUAGGAAGCCGACAUGACAUGAUCUGUUUUACUUUGCAAGAGCAGGAUUUUAUCACCUUGCUUCAGUGCAGAGGGGUGGGGACACAUUUCCAGAUUGUGGGGGGGGGGUCUUCUUAACAAACAGUGGGUCCUGUGGCUCCCCGACUCUUCUAGAAGCUUCUUAUUUAACCACCACUAAGCCGGGUCUACGUGAGCCUUCAGUCGCACUGUGAGACCUCUGUUAAUAACGUAAAAAUCUUUAAAACCUUUGGUGGACCACUGGAUAUACAGUAUGUUUUAAUCACGGAAGCCGAUUUAUCUCUUGAAAUGAUUAUUUGCUUUCAUCCAUAUGUGUUUCUGUAUUUUUCACCUUUAGGCCAAAUGUUUUCCAAGGCCCUUCAGUUAAUAGGAUAAGGAUAAGAGACAUUCGUAAAUAAAAUAAUGCGCACAAGUUAAAUGUAAAGAUCCCAUUUUACAAUCAGACUUUACUAAUAUGAAACAACAUAUACAGGUGUUUAGGGCUGUUUUGUCCCACGACUCAACUUCUAGAUUUUCACAGUUUCUGUCUUAUGUUCUUUACCUUCCACACCAGCCUGCUGGACAGAGUGUGUUUUUUCAUGAAGAUCUUGUACCUUUUUACAUGGACGAAGACGCCCAUCUAGUGGGCCUCAUUUCCCUAGUUCUCAGUUAUGCUGUGACGUUUCCACUCACUGUAUGCACUGCGGGUAGAAACCCUAGCGCUGCUCGGUUCGCCUUCCUGUGGUUGCUGCGUGGCGUCCCCCGUGCCCUUUGCCUGCGCUGCCCCUCAUUCACGAUGCCUUCUCGGCUGUGAUGUCUACCGGCUCUUUAGAACAUUUCAGGGUCGAUGAGUCUCUAUAAGCACGUCAUGUACAUACACGCACUCCCGCUAUUAAUACUAAGGGGUCUCUGGCGAGCUGCUGCCUUCUCCAGGAGUGCCGUGUGGGGGUCCUCUGGGAGGCCCUGCAGGGUGAAGGCUCCAUGUUCCCUCUUCCUUGUGGACAUCUGAGCUGAAGACCAUCCUGGUUAAGAACUGGGAGGCGGUGCCUCGGAUGUCACAUUUGUUCCUUGUGCUCUGAACUGAAGUCCGUUUCCUAAUUUGGGGAACAGUUAUAAUGUCACAUGUUAUGACAGUUUGAAAAGCCUGGAAAAGUGACUUUGCUUACUCACAUUUUUGCCUCAGGUUGACGGUUAAUUUUAAGCAGGAUUCUUGCUGCUGGAUCAGAGCCCCCGAUGACCAGCAGGGGCUCACUACAGAAAAUAAGCACAAUUUCCUUCCCACGAUUUCCUAGCCCCUCCCGAUACAGCCUCCUGUCCUAAUGCUGCAGACCCUAAUCCCGCUGCCCCUGCAGACCGCGCCCCAGAGCGGAGUCCUGGCCUCCUGAGGGUGGUCCCGUCUGAGCCACCCAGGGUCCUGCUAGUCUGGGGACCUGCCAUUGUCUCCAGAGAAGUGCCUCUCAUUUCUGGGAGUUGUUGACAUACGUGUUGUGUUUAAACCAACUAAAAUAAUCCAAGGUUAAAAAAAAAAAAGCAUAGAGGGCGCCUGGGUGGCUCAGUGGGUUAAGCCGCUGCCUUCGGCUCAGGUCAUGAUCUCAGGGUCCUGGGAUGGAGUCCCACAUCGGGCUCU
Lutra lutra (Eurasian river otter) is the source of this 4002-nucleotide messenger RNA. It is a transcript of the gene FAM217B, whose product is annotated as family with sequence similarity 217 member B. Bases 310 to 1434 code for a protein of 374 amino acids. NCBI's taxonomy places the organism in Eukaryota, Metazoa, Chordata, Mammalia, Carnivora, Mustelidae. The record is from RefSeq and is a predicted model, not a curated record. The transcript has 4 exons.